CGUUAAAUAAUGUAUUACGCAAAAGUUUCAUAACAAAAAAGUAAAGAUUCGGCAAUUUUUAAAACUAUCGUGAAAUUGAUCAAUGAUGUUUCAAUUUACAAUAAUAUUUGCAAAAAAAUUGUAGGUUUUUGUUAAAUAGUUAAAAGUUUUAAAGAUGAACGUUUCAAGAUCUUUAUUACUUUUUGUUCUUAUUUUCUCAAAGCUAUCCACGGAAGAUGUUAUUUCUCUUCCUAAUGAAGAAUGUGACAUAAGACCAAUGCUUAUCAAUACUGACGCUUUAAAUUAUAAAUAUUAUCCUUUAGUAGUGUCACUCUAUCGUUGUAGUGGUGUUUGCAAAAAGGAAAAGCCAUCUUUUCGAAAAUGUGUUUCUGCAGUUUCUACAGAUAUUCAACUACAUGUGUUCAAUGAACUUCUGGAACGAAAUGAAACACUGGCUUUAAAAAAUCAUACAUCCUGUCAAUGUCAAUGUGCCUAUAAUAGUUCUGCAUGCACAAAGUAUCAAAAAUGGGAUGCAGAGAAAUGCAAAUGUGUAUGUGAUCGCUCUCAACAAAGAAAAUGUGAUGAUGGCUUUGUUUGGAAUCCAAAUUUAUGUGCAUGUGAGUGUAUAACUGAAUGUGAAGGUAAGAAGUAUUUAAAUAAAUCAACUUGCACUUGUGCUUGUAAAUCAAGAUUUUAUGAGAAAUGCAACCGGAAUGAAAAACUUUUACAAGAAAUUGAUUGUUCAUGUUAUUUACCAAAGUCGUAUUCUCAAAAAGUAAAUUGUGGUAUGUCACCCAUGAAAUGGAUAAUAGUAGCAAUAAUAAUCUGCUUUUUUUGUUUGUUGGUUUUAUUUUUUGACUGCCUCAUAUACAGCAGAAAAAGUGGUUGUUUAAGACAGACAAUAAAUUAUUUUCAAAAAAACAAAACAACUCUAGCAGAGAUUAAGCCUAUAAAUCGUUAGGCUUAUGAAACAAAAUAGGUCUCAAAACAUAAAAUACCAGCUAACAAGGAGAAUG
Molecule: messenger RNA, 995 nt
Organism: Hydra vulgaris (swiftwater hydra)
Lineage: Eukaryota; Metazoa; Cnidaria; Hydrozoa; Anthoathecata; Hydridae
Product: vascular endothelial growth factor C
Biological process (GO): positive regulation of protein autophosphorylation; positive regulation of cell population proliferation
Cellular component (GO): membrane
Molecular function (GO): growth factor activity; growth factor receptor binding
Source: RefSeq, a predicted model, not a curated record